This is a messenger RNA of Cyprinus carpio (common carp), 1273 nucleotides long. RefSeq names its product microtubule-associated protein 1 light chain 3 gamma-like. Gene Ontology annotation, biological process: autophagosome assembly; cellular response to nitrogen starvation; autophagy of mitochondrion. The record is from RefSeq and is a predicted model, not a curated record. NCBI's taxonomy places the organism in Eukaryota, Metazoa, Chordata, Actinopteri, Cypriniformes, Cyprinidae. Gene Ontology annotation, cellular component: autophagosome membrane; autophagosome; cytosol. Gene Ontology annotation, molecular function: ubiquitin protein ligase binding.
UCAUUUACAGCGACCGGUUGAUUAUUGAUCGAGCGCGCGGACGGGAGAGGCUCUGAAAAAGGGUUUGGAGAGCUUACGUAACAGUUAAUAUCCUAAUAUUAUCGCAAGGUCUUUAAUUAGCGCAAGCACUUCUCAUUUUUUCACACCUCAGACUGUCCUCCCCCUACACACACACACACACACACACCCGUAUAAAGGCCGAGCCACGCGAGCUGAAAGCAGGCAUUGAGACAACCUCCACCGGUGGGUACUUCGUCAGCCCGGGCACAGCCUCCUCAUACCUCAGCAUCGUACAGGUCUCCAGCCUCGCCAAACUCCGGUCAGAAUGCCUCCCUACGAGAAAUCCAUGGAAAUUAUGCCUUUCAAGCAAAGGAAGUGCCUGGCAACAAGAAAAGAUGAAGUCUGCACUAUUCGUUCUAAGUUUCCCAACAAAUUACCGGUAAUUGUGGAGCGAUAUCUUCGAGAGAAAAAGCUUCCCCUACUUGACAAAACCAAAUUUCUUGUCCCACAUGAGCUGACAUUAGGGCAGUUCCUCAGUCUGCUCAGAAGUAAAAUAGUGCUAGAGGCAUCUCAAGCUCUGUACCUACUGAUCUCAGGAAAGAAUGUGUCCUGUUUGUCAGCCAGCAUGGGAGAAGUUUACUCACAGUUCAGAGACCCCGAUGGCUUCCUCUACAUAACCUAUGCAUCCCAGGACAUGUUCGGAUGAAAACACCCUCGGAAAAUGAGCAUGACAUAUAGAUCACCUCACAUACCUCCAGACUGAUGCCUCUCUGAGAUCAUAACUUACUGUAUUGCUGCUAAAUGAAGACUCUCACUGUGCAUCACACCUAAAGCCACACAGACCACCAACACUUGGCCGAGAGGACUCUUCUGGCCUCAUUUCUUAGUAGUUUAAAUCUCUUUGAGGCUAAUGUUGACGCAUAAUCAGUAUUUUUGAAAGAGGUUACAACUGAGCCGUCUAAUAUGAAGAACAGAAAAGUGAUGUCACUUGCACUGCUUCUCAAGCCGCUCAGUUAUGAGGCUCCAACACAACAAAGGGAGUCCUGUCCCUGAAAAGACCUGGGAUGUCCUGUCACAAUGAGACAGGGUUUGUCCGAUGCUGGUUUCUUUUCCUUUUUCUUUCUGUGACUGUGCAUAUGACAAACACAGAGGAGAUGGACAAACAAAAAAACUAUUUUAGCACCUACUGGAAUGAAAAUGACUGCAAGUCAUUUUGUACUCGGCUUCAAAUGCAGUUGGGAAAAUCCUCAAUAAAUCAGUUUAGUUCUUUUAA